AUGGCGUGUCUGGCUGCUGUCCUCUGCAUGGAUGUUGCCAACUCGCUGUUGUGCUACAUCUGCACCAACCAGGGCAGCAAUGAGCAGUGCCUGAUGACUUCCCCGUGUACCAAGAAUGAGACAGGCUCAAACGCCCUGUAUUGCUACACCUGCGAGUGGGAGCAAAGCAACUGGAGCUGUCUGAAGGCCAAGAAGUGCUCGGACAAGGAUGAGUACUGUGUGACCAAUGUUGCCUCUGUAGGAAUUGGCUUUUUGUCUUUAUGGAAGAGGAUCACCAAGAAGUGCUCUGAGACCUGCCCACGCCACAACUUCAGCCUGGGCCUGGCUACCUACACCUCCUAUUGCUGCCAAAGCUUCUUGUGCAACCUGAGUGCAUGCCCAGGACCCAGGCUAGCAAAAGACUGA
Molecule: messenger RNA, 405 nt
Organism: Nestor notabilis (Kea)
Lineage: Eukaryota; Metazoa; Chordata; Aves; Psittaciformes; Psittacidae
Product: lymphocyte antigen 6E-like
Exons: 4
Coding region: 1-405 (134 amino acids)
Molecular function (GO): acetylcholine receptor inhibitor activity
Source: RefSeq, a predicted model, not a curated record